AUGAUUACCGAUUAUCUUCAGUUAACUACAACAACAGUAUUGCUUAUUGCUACACCUAUAUUUUAUUUUAUUUAUCAUCGAAUAUUCCGCUACUUUAUAUUUGAUCAACGAACAAAAGUAACGAAAGGCAAAGUUUCAAGGGGCAAAUGCCCACCAUUUUUCCCGAAUGGAUGGUUUUGGAUAAUAAACUCAUGUGAUCUUAAAAAGGGUGACGUCAAAGCGAUUUCAUACUGUGGGCGAGAUGUUGUUUUAUUUCGAGGCACAAAUAGUAAACCUUAUGUUCUUGAUGGCUUUUGCCCGCAUAUGGGAGCUCAUUUGGGUGUUGGCGGUAAAAUUCGUCAUGGCACAUGUAUUGAAUGUCCAUUUCACGGAUGGACAUUCGAUGGUGAAACUGGUGAUUGUGUUCUGUCCGGUAUUGAAAGUAAAAUAAUUCGUACGGCUGAUAAAUAUGAAUAUCAUGAUAUUGAAAAAUGUACAGCAGUACCAACAAAUGAUAAUACAAUGGAUUUCUAUUUAAAAAAAGUCAAUGAACAAGAAGAAAUCAAAAUUAAGCGUUAUAUAUGUCGAGAAGUCAAUGGAUCCAUUCUUGUAUGGUAUCAUUCUGAUGAAAAAUUACGAGAACAUCCUUUAUAUGAACCAUUUGAUAUGAUCAAUGAAUUAAAAACUUAUAAUAUGACAGCACGUGGUGAAUCAAUUAAUUAUGUUAACUGCCAUGUUCAAGAAAUUCCUGAAAAUGGAGCUGACGUUCGACACUUCGAUUUUUUACAUCAAUCGAUAAUUGAUAUUAUUUUUCCAUUUUUUAAAUUUAGCUGGAGUAUGUUAUCUGAGCGAGCAACAAAUCCACGUUUACAUGAGUUAAUGACUCACUCAAAUCCAGAAGUAAAUGCAUAUAAAAUGCGUCUGUUAGACACAUUUAUUAACGAUUCCAAUCGUCCCUACAUAAAUGUUUUAUCAUUAAAUUCUUAUCUUCAAAUUUUCGGUAAACAUAAAAUAUUUAUAUUUAAUGCAACUGGAUUUCAAAUGGGCCCAUCGGUGGUCUAUUUAUUUUUAUGGUCACCAUAUUUCCAAGUAUCAUUUUUUCAAACAGUGACACCAUUAGAAAAAUUUAAUCAACGCGUUAUGCAUCGUAUCUUUUCAACGCAACCAAUUCCAUAUUGGCUAUCAGCAUUAAUGCUUAUGGGUGAAGUUAAACAAUUAUUUUCUGAUAUGAAUAUAUGGAAUAAUAAAAUAUUCGGUGCAAAAUUAAGUUACAAUAUGAAGAAUGACGCCGAUAAAUGUCUUCAUUCAUGGCGAAAUUGGUAUGCACAAUUUUAUGAAGGAUGCUAUGAUUUCCAAAGUAAAUCGCUUUCAUGGUAA
Rotaria socialis is the source of this 1356-nucleotide messenger RNA. The record is from the annotation of a GenBank genome assembly. NCBI's taxonomy places the organism in Eukaryota, Metazoa, Rotifera, Eurotatoria, Philodinida, Philodinidae.